GGACCACUGUCUUAGUCGGUAUCUUGCAUCCUCUGACAGUCUUUUGAGCAAGAAGAAUAAGUCGGCAGCGCAAGUCCGGCCUUGACGGACUCGGCCGCUUCAUCAUACGACUUCCCAUACUGCGUCAACAACUGACAAAAGCACAUACAAGUACUGGCUUACAGCAACACCGAGGACACCCAGCAGAAUGGCUCAGUUUGCUCAUACACAGCUCAUCAUAGUGGUAACAGGGGCAAACGGUGGGGUCGGUUUUGGUGUUUGUCACCGACUACUAGUCCAGCUCUCCGAGCACAACCCGCCAGACGCGACCCCUCGCUUCGACAUCAAGCUUGGCAGUGGUCAAGGCGAAUUCGAGUACAACGCGUCAGCAGCGGGGGUCAAUAUCAUUCUCGCGUGUCGCGACCUGAAACGUGCGGAUGAUGCUAGAGCAGCACUCUAUGGACUCCUCGACGCGCACAUCGCCUCACUACCUGAACACUCGGUCGCACGCGAGUAUGCGCUGGAAUUUCGGAAGAAAGUGCAGUUGGAAACGCAUAAGCUCGAUCUCAGCGAGACGCGGAGCGUGCUGCAGUUUGGGCGGGAAGUCUCACAAAAGUACCCAUAUAUCUCACAUUUAAUAUGCAAUGCUGGCGUUGCGAAGUACAGCCAUCUAGACUUCCCCAAGUUUUUCCGUCAAUGCUUUGAAUCACCGACAGGAGCCAUACACCAUCCUGCAUUCAACAUACAAAAGACGGGUACUAUGAGCACUGAUGGACUGGGCUAUGUUUGGCAAUGCAAUGUCUUUGGGCAUUACGCGCUGUUCCGCUCAAUACAACCGCUUCUCUCAAAGUACUCAUCGAAGAGCUCAACGCCUCCGAGAGUGCUUUGGACGACGUCGAUUGACGUGCUUCCGGCAUAUAACCCGGCCGACGACUGGCAGCUCACUAAAACGGAUGCCUCGUACCAGGCAUCUAAGUUUCAGCUGGAUCUCAUGUCGAGGGAGCUUGCGCGGCGAAGUAGCGAAGACGACGGGAAGGUUGUGCAUGUGCUCGUGUCACCUGGUAUCACGGCGACGAAGAUGGCUGCGGAAUUGCUACGCCCUGUCAUCCUCGAAUGGCUAAUGCUUCUCUUCUUCUACUUUUGCCGCCUACUCGGCUCGCCGAACGUCCUCUUCUCAACGUACAAGGCGGCCAUCGCCGCGUCGAACCUCACGCUUCUCCCAAUUGAGCAUAUACCGCGGUACAUCGACGGUGGUGCGUUUCCAAAGUUCAGUGCACAGAACGAUCGGUGGGGUACAGAGAGCAUCGGUGUUGAAGCAGUCACGGAAUGGGAAGAUCAUCCCGGAGAGGGAAAGGAGAUAGUCGACCGGUGCGAGCGGUUGUAUAAGGCUUUCGUUGGGGCUGAGUGUAAGACCAAUGGUGUAGGUAACGGGGUCAAUGGGGUCAACGGCAUUAAUGGGGCAUCCGUGCAUUCGUAGUGGAUUCCGAGCCAAUCAUUUGACCGUUGGUCGUAGUUCACCCGACAUCGUCGUCUAUUCUUGUUUUCUCCUAGUCCUGUAGAGCACGUUGCAUAUUAGAUAGUAUAGGUGGACUGCGUUGCGCAUUUAAUCACAAUACCCACAUCC
Postia placenta MAD-698-R-SB12 is the source of this 1603-nucleotide messenger RNA. RefSeq lists its product as hypothetical. NCBI's taxonomy places the organism in Eukaryota, Fungi, Basidiomycota, Agaricomycetes, Polyporales, Adustoporiaceae. Gene Ontology annotation, molecular function: 3-beta-hydroxysteroid 3-dehydrogenase (NADP+) activity. Bases 188 to 1456 code for a protein of 422 amino acids. The record is from RefSeq and is a predicted model, not a curated record. Gene Ontology annotation, cellular component: lipid droplet; endoplasmic reticulum membrane; mitochondrial outer membrane. The transcript has 5 exons.